AUGAAAAACCAUUGUAGAGGAAGUCGAGAGUUCUUCUUUAUUAUUUCCGAUGAUAAUCUUAUUAGUUUCAUUCUAAACAAGCUCAAUUUACAAAGUACAUACUAUUCUCCAGACCAUCCACCUGAUAUAAAUGAAGAUUCAUGUUCUGAUAUUGUUGCAAUAUUAGUCUUCAACAAUGAACAUAUUUGGAGUGUUAAGAAAUAUGAGAACGCUUGGUACAGUCUAGAUUCGUUGUCAGAAGAACCACAGACGAUUCCAUUUCGACGAAUAUUUGCACGACAAGGUUUUGGAUGGAUCAUCAUACGAAACCAUUCUGGACUUCGUGUCAAUGAUGAAGCGGAAGAACAUACAAUCGUAAAUAUGAAAAACAAAAAGACGAGUAGGAGCAUCGCUGAUCAAUCGCCGAAAUUGAAAAGAAGACGUCGUCGUGUAGAGGAAGAUAUUGUUACUGACGAAUCUUCUUCAGAUAUCGAAGUAAAUGACUUCAAUCGAUUUGAAAUUUUGAGGACUUCUAACGACUAA
This is a messenger RNA of Adineta ricciae, 522 nucleotides long. Lineage: Eukaryota; Metazoa; Rotifera; Eurotatoria; Adinetida; Adinetidae. The record is from the annotation of a GenBank genome assembly.